CCUCAUUUGUGUGGCAUGUGCUAUACCUCUGUGCCUUCCCAAGACCAGUUUCACACAAUUUUAAAAGCAAUUCCCAUGGUACUGAGUAGGUCCAAAACUCAGUGUAAUGGGAACAGGACCAAGAGGCUGGACUAAAGUCUAGGAAUGAAGAGGUGGCUGAGAGGUGGUUCAAACACAGAUGAUGUCAUUCCUAAUCCAGAUAUAUUCUGCCUAAAGUAGAAAAAAGCAAAACUAGAAGGAUGAGGGGAAGUGAACUGGAUACCAGGUUAGAUAAUAAACUCACCAUUUAGGAGUACUUAAGGAGUACUCUAUCCAAUUGAGUGUAUGAAACCUUAUUUUUCAUAGGAUACACUGAUUUACCUUCAGGUACUUGUUCCUGACCAAAGCUAUGGGGAGCUUCAACACCAGUUUGGGAGGAGGCUUCAUUUUGGUGGGCUUCUCCGACUGGCCUCGACUAGAAAUCAUCUUCUUUAUUUAUAUUUUGAUUUUCUACUCCUUCACUCUCUUUGGCAACACCGCCAUCAUCGCUCUCUCCAGAAUGGACCCCCAAUUACACACUCCCAUGUACUUCUUCCUCUCCCACCUCUCCUUCCUGGACCUCUGCUACACCACCAGCACUGUGCCCCAACUCUUGAUCAACCUUCAUGGACUUGACAGGACCAUCACUUAUGGAGGGUGUGUGGCCCAGCUGUUCAUAUUUCUUGCUCUGGGCUCCACAGAGAGUUUGCUCCUGGUGGUGAUGGCCUUUGACCGCUAUGCUGCUGUGUGUCGUCCCCUGCACUACAUGACCAUCAUGCACCCCCUUCUCUGCCAGGCAUUGGCUGUUGUCUCCUGGAUGGGAGGCCUCAUGAACUCUCUGAUCCAGACAAGCCUCAUGAUGACCAUGCCCCUCUGUGGCCAUCGACUGAAUCACUUCUUCUGUGAGAUGCCCGUGUUCCUCAAGUUGGCCUGUGAAGACACUGAAGGGACAGAGGCCAAGAUGUUUGUGGCCAGAGUGGUGAUUGUUGCAAUUCCAGCUGUGCUCAUCCUGGGCUCCUAUACACAGAUUGCCAGGGCAGUGCUGAAGGUCAAGUCAACAGCUGGGCGCAGAAAGGCUAUUGGGACCUGUGGGUCCCACCUCCUGGUAGUUUCUCUGUUUUAUGGCUCAGCCACCUACACAUACUUACAGCCCAAAGACAGCUAUUCUGAGAGCAAGGGAAAGUUCAUUGCCCUUUUUUAUACUAUCAUCACCCCCAUGCUCAACCCUCUGAUUUAUACCCUGAGGAACAAGGAUGUGAAGGGUGCUCUGUGGAGGGUGCUAGGGAGAGGCACAGCCACAGGGUAGGAAAGAACAGCUCCAAGCAUUUAGCCAUUGACACUGCUGCCAUUCCACAUCACAGCGACUGGCCCUGAAUCUUGAAGCAAAUGAUAUGGAUGUUUGAUAGUUUUUCUCCAUCUAAAGCAGCCCAGCAUUGGGCUGUGUGUCAAAUUUUCACCUUCGCAUAUUGGGACACUAUGCCAGAGCAACAAUCACUUCCUGUGUUUGGAAGGUAAUUUGAUGGUUGCUUUAUGUUCAUUUAAGAAAAUAAUAGCAGAAACACUGGAACUUCUGACCUCCUCCUUCUGGCUUAUAGUACCAUUUGAGGUCCCUGCAGAGGAAUGGACCUCAAAUUCAACUGAAAGUGAAUUGCCCAUAACAUUUGUGCCACCAUUGCAGCAGUGGACACAGCCUGCCUGGCAUAUUGGUAAUGGAGCAUAUGGGGUCCUUCGCUGAGUGAAACUGGUGGGGACAAUUGUCCUCCAGAAGCCAGUGUGGUGCCUCUAGCACUGCAAAAGGCAACUGAAAGGGAGAGAGCCAGCAGUCUAGUUCUAGCUUUAUUUGCCAUGUCUGAGAGCUAAAGCCUGUGAUGCCUUCAACAAUAAAGACAUACCAUAUAGGUCUAGCAUCCACCAACACAAUCAGCAAUAAUGUCAUAGUGUAAGGGGCCUCAAGGACCUUCCCUGGCCAACAACUCAAGAGAAGUAGUCCUUUUAUCUUAUUGGAAUUUUUACCCAACCUUAACUGUCUUUUCUCACUCAUGUGUGGUGUUUUUUUUUUCUCUAGCUCUUUAAGUGAUGUCUGUAUAUUUUUUACAGAUGGUUUUACAAAUCAGUGAGAUGCUCAAGAGUUUAACAAUAUGUAAUGAAGCCUUUUUAUAUUGAGUGAGCAGGGUCUCUGAAAGCCUACUAUCAUCCAUUUUAAAUAAGUGCCAGUUGGUGUUGAACAUCUAGUGGACAUUUAAAGAGAAAUGUUAACAAAGUUCAGUAUAGUGUGAAUGGAUUUUUAUCACUUCUGCUGAUCAUUUAAUUAUUGGGAACAGCAACAUGGACAGAAGACACCACCCCUCAACCAUCCUCAUCCUGGGGCACCUUGAUGACACAAGGCCACUGUGCAUUGCACUUCCCAUGGUGGUCUUUGCAGGGCUAGCUUGUGAUGCUCAGGCUGGCUCAGGCCUGAGGGCUGCAUUCUGACCUGGUAUGUCCACUUCUAGAGCUGGACACUAAGAUCUGACAGGCCACAGGCCAACACCGUGGUCCUUGGCUUUCAUUGACUGCUAAAAGGACCCUAGGCUGAGCAAACAAUUUGUGACGUUUAUUUCCUAUGUCCCCUGUGCUCUGGAGAUAUCUGUCCACCUUAAGACAGGCUUAGUAUUUUCUCCUGUGAGCUAUUGGUCGGCUUUACAUUUUUCCAGAAGCUCCCUACCACAGCAUCGGGCUGGCUGUCAACUUUUCACCUAGGCAUUCCAGUUGACAUACAGUGAUAAAAAACAAUAUCUUUAAUUUUUUAGCUUUGUUGAGGAUAAAACCAGGGCAUAAAAUAAGAACUAGUAAUUGAAGCAGAUUUGUGUGAGAGCAAGACAAAACAUCAGAUUUUAACUGGACAAAUAAUCUACAUUCAUGAGAAUGAACUUAAGAUGGAAAUUCCAUUGAUGGUAAAACUUGGUUGGGUUAUGUGAGACAUGGAAUAUGGUCUGAUGAAAAGGCUAAUUAGAUUUGGGUCAAAGUAGGGAAAGUAUGAGAAAUACACUAACAUGGUUUUGCACAAGCCAUAUUAAAAUAUGUGUUUUGAGGACCUGAAUGGGUCACUUUGGAUUAGGCAGUGUAUGAGGGAUAGAAACAGCUGAGGAUAGCAAAUAGAUCCUGCAGAACCAGUCAAUUAAUUGUAAUUGGCUCAGGGCCCCCCAGAGAUCUCCAAGGCCACACUUGAAUAAACAAUCCUGUUUCCAUUUCUAGUAAGGGUCCCAGUCAUGUCCCAAGGGUGGAUGUGGUACAGUCUGCCUUAAGGUCAGGUUCGAUGAUAUACUGGCUCCUGUCCAUCGCAAGCUGGUUAUGGUGAGGGAGCCAGAGAACAGUACAGGAUGUUUCUUCCUCCUCCCUUAGUUAUGGGUCUCAGCAGGUGAUCCUGCUGAAGGUCGUGGCCUCAGGUAAGUAUAAUUUCUCCAGGACCAGAGCUGUGAUCCAGCCUGCCAUAUCACAGAUACAGUUGGGACCAAAGAGAAAGAUGUCUUUCUCAAACACUUCUAGAUGACAUUGAUGUGGAAUGGGUUUCAUAUUAUCUAGAAGCCAGUGGGACUGAGGGAAGUAAACACAACCACCCCCUCCCCAGGACUGUGGUGAGUACAGACUUGGUGGGAUUCUCUGGAUUCAUAGUCCUUCUAUAAACUGAGUUUCUUUGAUA
Peromyscus maniculatus bairdii (prairie deer mouse) is the source of this 3697-nucleotide messenger RNA. The record is from RefSeq and is a predicted model, not a curated record. Lineage: Eukaryota; Metazoa; Chordata; Mammalia; Rodentia; Cricetidae.